This is a messenger RNA of Glycine soja, 2129 nucleotides long. RefSeq names its product putative disease resistance protein RGA1. Bases 252 to 830 code for a protein of 192 amino acids. NCBI's taxonomy places the organism in Eukaryota, Viridiplantae, Streptophyta, Magnoliopsida, Fabales, Fabaceae. The record is from RefSeq and is a predicted model, not a curated record. The transcript has 2 exons.
UAGAUGCUUGCCUUCUUUCUUUGAUCCAUGGUAGCAAUAAAAUUUCUUCUCUGCAGAUUGUUUGUCUCCAUAUUUUUUCAAAAGAAAAAAAAAAAAAACUCAACUCAUACAUUCCUUCUUCUCCCUUAUACUUUUUCAUCUUCCUUUGUUUGCAAAGAACAAUCAAGGAUUUUGAAAAAGUAGUGUUGACAAUUAGUGAGUGUUUUGUGUUCUUAUCUCUGCUACGUGUUCUGAUUCCUGAUAAGAUAACCAUGGCUGAAUCAUUUAUCUUCAGCAUUGUGGAGUCACUCAUUGAAAAGCUUGCUUCUCGGGCUUUCCAAGAAGCUUCUGAGGCGCUGGACGUAUACGAUCAUCUACGAGAGUUUGAAAAAACUCUCUCAUUAGUCAAGGCAGUGCUGCUAGAUGCUGAGCAAAAGCAGGAGCAUAACCAUGAGCUUCGGCAAUGGCUGAGGCAGCUCAAAAGUGUCUUCUAUGAUGCCGAAGAUGUGUUGGAUGAAUUUGAGUGCCAAACACUGCGAAAGCAAGUGCUCAAAGUUCAUGGUAACAUCAAAGACGAGGUAAGCCACUUCUUCUCAAGUUCUAAUCCACUUGUUUUUCAUUGCAAGAUGGCUCAGAAAAUCAAAGAUUGCAGCAAGAGGCUAGACAAGGUUGCAGCUGAUAGGCACAAGUUUGGUCUCCGAAUAAUUGAUGUUGACACACGAGUUAAAAUCAUCAAUUCUGCUAAUGUUGCUGAUGCUCCUCUUUCCCAACAGAAUUUAAACUUGGUCGAUUUAGAGCAAUUACAAAAUCAAUUGAGAAAAGGAAACUUGCUGGAAGUAAAAUUCUGGUGACUACACGUAUUGAUUCCAUUGCUUCCAUGAUGGGCACCGUUACCUCUCACAAGUUACAAAGCCUUUCUCCGGAGGAUUGUUACAAAUGCAGGAACAAGGGGGAAGAACACCCUAGCUUCGAGGGCUAGGAACCUCCAUAAGAGAGAAAGAUAAGGAAGGAAAACUUGUAUUAUUUUUCUGUUGUCCUCUAUUACAUACUAAGCAUCCCUUAUAUAGAGGCAUUAACCAAGGUUGCUACUACGAAAACAGAAGGUGCUAGAAUGCCAAAAUAAAAUAACAGAAAAGUGGAAAAUGGCAACAAUGCAGUGUUGCACGAUGGGAAGCAACAUGCCACAACAUAUUCCAUAUGAACCAAUAUCCUAGCUCAGCACCUUCUAACAAAUUUUGUUAAAGGGAAUCCACCCAGGGGUUUGUGCCCUUAGUGGUGCUUUUUCUGGUUUGUUUUGUCCAUCCUAACAUUCCCUGGCCCAUCAAAAACACCUUGUCCUCAAGGUGUCGGGGCUUCAAACUAUGGCUACCAAAAGUAAUACCAGGGUCCCAAGGUCUGUUGCGGCAAAACUCACUCAGUUUAGCACCUAUCCAUAGUGCAAAGACAAUGAGUAUGCACUUGCGUGAGACCAUGAUAGUCCCAAAGAAUCUAGGUCCCAGCUCAAACAGCGCGAUGUCUCAAUGUUCUCCAUGCUUGGUGUGAGGAGCUGUGGUAUGGCCAUAAUGAAGGAUAGCACUGAAGAGGUUGUCGGAAAUGGGAAUAGCGGCACAAGCGUGACCAAAAGUGGGAAGAUGCAAAGCAUGCCUAGGAAGCGAACCCGACAAUGGUGGAAGGGAUGGUUGUGCGGAUGGAGGCUCCGUUGGCAUGGGAAGCGGAGGCGGCAUGGCUGGCGAAGGUGGCAUGGUCGUGGGUGCGGUGAGCGUGGGUGAUGGAGUCGGCUUGAGCGGCGGAGGCAACGGUGGAGGCAGUAGUGGAGUCCGCGGCAGAGUCAGUAUUGGAGUGUGGGUGAGGAAUGUCUGUGCAGAGAAAGAAGAUGGAGGUGGAGUCGGCAUGGGCGGCGGAGGUGGCGGUGGUGACUGCACAAAGGAUGAUGGGUAGUGGUGGAUGGUUCUCGGAGGCAGUUUUAGGAGAAGGGCAUUCAAUUGGGAGUCGAGGCGGCGUUGAGCCGCAUCAAGUUUGGCCAAGGCGGCCUCAAGGCGGUCUACACCCGCGGGAGAAGGUUCUGCGUCCGCCAUUUGAGGUGGGUGCUGAAAUGGGAGAAACAUAGCUGGUUUCCGAAAUGAACACUACUAAAAAAAUGAGUUUUAACA